This is a messenger RNA of Acanthosepion pharaonis, 597 nucleotides long. The record is from the annotation of a GenBank genome assembly. Lineage: Eukaryota; Metazoa; Mollusca; Cephalopoda; Sepiida; Sepiidae.
AUGUUGCAUUUUACCCUGCAGUUUUCUUCAUUAAUUUAUUCUGAUUUUUUGUUUUUUUUUUCAUUUUUCUUUCUUUCUGUCCUUUCCUUUUCUCCUCUUCCCUUGCUUUUAUUCGUCAUUUAUUUUUUCUUCUUUCCAUGUUUUUAUUCAUUAACAUCAUUCCUUCUUUUUUUAUUCAUCAAUAUCAUUCCUUCUUUUUUAUUCAUCAAUAUCAUUCCUUUGUUUUUUAUUUUUCAAUAUCACUCCUUCUUUUUUUAUUUUUCAAGAUCAUUUCUUCUUUUUUUAUUUUUCAAGAUCAUUUCUUUUUUUUUAUUCAUCAAUAUCAUUCCUCCUUUUUUUACAAUACGAUUCCUUCUUUUUUUAUACAUCAAUAUCAUUCCUUCUUUUUUUAUUCAUCAAUAUCAUUCAUUUUUCUUAAUUCGUUUCUCUUUUCUUCUUUUAUUUAUUCUCUUGAGUCUUUUACUCUUUUUAUUAAUUCAUUCUUCAUUCUUCAUUCUUUUGUCCCCAUAUCCUUUUGUCUCCUUUACUAGAUUUUGCCCUCGGCUUUUCUUCCUUCUGAUACCCAUUCUAUCUAUUUAUGAGAGAACUGAUUAUUAA